Molecule: messenger RNA, 1377 nt
Organism: Neolamprologus brichardi
Lineage: Eukaryota; Metazoa; Chordata; Actinopteri; Cichliformes; Cichlidae
Gene: tmem254
Product: transmembrane protein 254
Source: RefSeq, a predicted model, not a curated record
CAUGUUUGUACGGAGCAACGGAGAACUACAGCAGCAGCAGCGAUGGCUACAAGUGAUGGACGCGAUUAUUUUCAGAGAACAAGUCUCUUCUGGAUGGUCACCAUAUCAGUGUCGCUGAUAUAUUUCGCUUGCACAGUGUUUGCACCAGAUGUAGUCCCAUUUGAGCUCCUUGGUCCAUUUGGCACCUUCUCCAAAAACCUUGCGGAUAACCAUCCUGACCUACUGUACAAAGGGUGGUGGUUGACCUGUGCUAUUCAUCUUUGUGAGGCCCUGGUUGCACUGAAGUUGUGCAGUAACAAAGGCAUCAAGGACAUGUCCACUCGGUGCCUGUGGUUUAUCCAGACCUUUCUGUUCGGCUUCGCCUCCCUCCACCUGCUAAUUAAGUACGACCCAGAGCGUUCCAAGCAGGACUGACCUUACCAGGAGAGGCCUACUGAACAACACAUCUGAGUCUAGAGACCCCUUCUUGGGCCCUCAACUUCUUCCACUGUUCACUUUGAUUAUAAGAUCCUGCUGGAGAGCAUGAAAUGGAGCAAUACUCCUGAGCAGUUUCUUUAAUAGUGUUUCUUUUAAUAUAAUUCUGAAGACUUAUCUUUGAUAGAAACGCUAGAAAUUUUCUUACAUAGUUUACGAAAUCUUUAAUUCCUGUAAUAGAUCAGUUUCAUUCCAUAUUUUCUAGCGCUGAGGGAGUACGGUGCUGCCUUUUCAGAAAUAAUAUAUUUUAAAGUUUGUCUUGAUGCUGAUUACGAGGGAUAAGGGUUAUUUAAAUAUGAGUCUCCUCAUGAUGAAUUUGAGUGCAGUACAUGGUACAAAAUGUAGAACAGAUUACCUAAAGGUGUUUACAUUCAGCCUACAUGGUGCAGUACAGGUGGGUUGGUUUUGGGGGGUUUCCCUUUUUUCUCAGCUGCUUGGAUGAACGUGAUGCCUGACAGGUUUGCUGCAGAUGGUAUUUUGCCAUCGUCCUCAAAAGUGCUCUUGGAUUAUAUGAAGAGGGGAGGUGUUGUCAAAUUUGCCUUUCUCAGAUUAAAGUGCUGUGAUUCAUAGUCUUAAUGUUGACACUACAAAAUGAAGGAUGAGUGAACUGAAUCCACUGUGGGGUGUUUUCUUUUUUUCUUCUUCUUUUUAAAAAAAAUAGCAUUUGUGUGAUUUGAGAUGAAUAAAAAGUGGUCUCACCUCUGUGUUUAUUCAGUUCAGAUGUAUUUAUGUUGUGGCAAACCAAAACAGUUGUCCUCCAGGUGCUUAAUACUGUGAGGUACAUCCCUUUCAGUAGUCCAGAGAAAACUGCAAUUAAAUGACCUAUAGGCAGGUACUAGGUAACAACAGGAAGGAAGAACAUCCUUUUAACAGGACAAAGUCUCAAGACAAAAAUGUAAUGAC